Molecule: messenger RNA, 891 nt
Organism: Emiliania huxleyi CCMP1516
Lineage: Eukaryota; Haptophyta; Isochrysidales; Noelaerhabdaceae
Exons: 1
Coding region: 4-831 (275 amino acids)
Biological process (GO): mitotic sister chromatid cohesion
Molecular function (GO): double-stranded DNA binding; cohesin loader activity
Source: RefSeq, a predicted model, not a curated record
CCGAUGGAGGUGGAGCCGUCCCAGAACGCUGACGGCACCAACGGAGCCGGAAGCAGCGCCGCUGGAGCCAAGCACGGAUCCAAGUCGGGCCCGGGCAACGGUGGCGGGGCCGCGGCGCGGCUGAGGCGCCUCCUCGACCACAGCCGCGCAGAGGCGCGAACGCGCCAGCGCAGACGCGCUGAGAUCGAGCAGCAGCACGGCUCGCGCGCGUCGCUGCGGAAGCGGCUCCACGGCACGGCCUCGUCGCGGCUUGCGAGGCUCGAGGAGUGCAAGCGCAAGGAGGCGGUCACGGCCGCGUCGAUCGAGAACUUGCUCAGCGGAAUCGAGCAGAUGCGCGGCCGCGUGCAGCGCGCCAACGCGGCAGCCUUUGCAAAGAUCCGAGACAAGACGCGCCUCAUCUUUGCCGAGGCGGUGCCGGCGAUGGAGGUGGACAUGGUGUGCGCCGACCCAGCCAACCCCGAGGCGUCGGGCGUGAGGUUCCUCAUCCGCUCGCGCGCCGCGGCCGUCUCCGAGCCGGCGGAGGCGGGAGAGGGCGGCGAGGCGGCUGGAGGCUGGCGCUCGGGGCUGGAGGAGCUGAGCGGCGGCCAGCGGACGCUGCUCAAGCUCUCCCUCCUGCUGGCCGUGGCGCACCACCGCCCGUCGCUCUUCAUCCUGCUCGACGAAGUGGACGCGGCGCUCGAUGAGGCAAACACGAUCCGCGUGGCGUCGCUCAUCAAGGAGCUCUCGCGCACGACGCAGGUGGUUGCCGUGAGCCACCGCGCGCAGUUCAUGCGCUUCGCGGACCACAUCGUGCGCCUCAGCAAGGCGGGUGACAUGACGGUCGUCGGCUGAGCGAGACCGCGCAGCGUCGCGGGUGGACACGCGGGGCACGAGGGCGGUCUCUGUGGGGAG